UUCACAAGGUGGCGGUAUCUUAACAGUAUAUUUUCUUAUACAUUCUCAGCCCGCCCACCCCCACCCCCGUGUGUUCAGAAAUCAACCUCUUUAUUCGGACAACAUUUUGCUUGCUCUGUCGGGCGAACUGAAUGGAGAUCGGUUUUUUUGUUUUAUGAGAUACAUAAUAGCCUAGCGGGAACGAAAUUAUUUACUCUGGUGAUGAAAACAACACCCUAGGAAAGUGGAGAAUCAUGUGCGCAUGUGGAUUUUUAUUUACAACGCCCGCUAUGAAACAAAGAGGACGGGAUUCAUGGCGAGUCUGCUCGACGCUGCUCGCAGUUUGGGUCAGGUUUUCGCUCAUAAUUUCUACCUCAGCGCAGCUGAGAUACACCAUAUCCGAGGAGCUUAAAGAAGGAAGUAUUGUGGGAAACCUAUCCAAGGAUCUUGGAAUAGACGUGACUGUGAUGAGAAGGAGGGGAUUCCGUAUAAUGUCUGGGAUGACUGAAGCUCUUUUUAAGGUAAAUGAGAACGACGGUGCCCUGUAUUCUAAGCAGCGAAUAGAUCGAGAGGAAGUAUGUAAAGAUAACAAUGCAUGUUUGGUCAAUCUCAAGACAGUUCUGGAAAAUCCGCUAGAAAUCCACUAUGUAACAGUGGAAAUAACUGAUUUAAAUGACCACUCCCCCACAUUUCCUGAGAAAAUAAAGCGGCUGGAGAUCUCCGAAUCUGCGCUGCCCGGAGCGCAGUAUCAGCUACAAAAGGCAUAUGAUCCGGACGGUGGCGCAAACUCCGUCCAACAGUACACAAUCAGUCAGAAUGAACAUUUUCAACUCGAAAUAAAAGAUCGUGGUAGAGAUGGCAAAACACCGAUUUUGCAGUUACAGCGGCAGCUAGACAGAGAAGCAAAAAAUAGCCACAAAUUGGUGCUGAAGGCUAUAGAUGGCGGGACUCCUCCAAAGACGGGAACAGUUGAAAUAUACAUUGACGUCAUUGAUGUCAAUGACAACAUGCCAAUUUUCACUAAUGACAAAUAUUCAGUAGUGCUGCAAGAAAACGCUCCACUGGGUACAACAGUCAUCCAAGUUAACGCAACAGAUUUGGAUGCAGGAACUAAUGGAGAGGUAAUUUAUUCAUUUGGCAGUGAUGUCAAGGAUAAAAUUAGAGAGUUGUUUAACAUCGACUCUGCUACAGGGCAGAUCAUUGUUAAAGGGCACGUAGACUUUGAAGAAAAAGACAGCUAUGACAUUGAUAUACAGGCCUCUGAUAAAGGAAGUAUUCCAUUCAAAACAUAUAAAAAUGUUAUUAUUAAAAUUGGAGACAUUAACGACAAUCCUCCUGAGAUUGAAGUUGCCUCUCUAUCAAAUGCAGUUUCAGAGGACUCCAGACCAGGAACAACAGUGGCACUGAUUAGUAUUACAGAUUUAGAUUCUGGCAUUAAUGGAAAAAUAAUAAGCUAUGUUGCUGAUGACACACCAUUCAAAUUAUCUCCGUCAAUUCAAGAUAACAUGUUCGCUGUAGUCACCAAGUCACAGCUGGACAGAGAAGAAAAAUCUGUUUAUGAUCUCACAAUAAUAGCUAAGGAUGCAGGUGAACCUGCAUUAAUGUCACAAAGGACCAUAAGCCUACGUUUAUCAGAUACAAAUGAUAACAGUCCUCAGUUUUUGCAGAGCCCUUAUAUGUUUUACAUCCAAGAAAAUAAUCCACCAGGAGCCUCUGUGUUUUCAGUGCAAGCAUCUGACCGAGAUGAAGGAGAGAAUGCACUAAUUGGAUAUAGCCUUCUUAGAAAUGCAGGUUAUGAACCCACUGUGACAUCAUUCCUAAAUGUUAACUCAGAAACCGGAGAUAUUGUGGCGCUGAAAAGUUUCGACUUUGAAACCCUGAAAACUUUCCGGUUCCAAGUUGUGGCCUCAGAUUCUGGGACUCCGUCCCUGAGCAGCAACGUGACAGUGAACGUGUUCAUCCUGGACCAGAACGACAACGCUCCAGUCAUCCUGUAUCCAGUCAGCUCCAACGGUUCUGCUGAAGGUGUGGAGGAGAUUCCCCGCAAUGUGAACGCAGGACACUUGGUGACCAAAGUCAGAGCCUAUGACGCUGAUAUAGGAUAUAACGGCUGGUUGCUGUUUUCCCUGCAGGAAGUCACUGACCACAGCCUCUUUGGUUUGGACCGCUACACAGGACAGAUCAGAACCCUUCGCUCAUUCACAGAGACAGACGAGGCUGAGCAUAAACUGGUCAUCCUGGUCAAAGACAACGGCAACGUUUCCCUCUCAGCAACAGCUACUGUGAUUGUCAAGCUGGUGGAGCCCAAAGAGGCUUUUGCAGCUUCUGAUGUUAAAAGUGCAGCAAAGGAUGACGAGGAUAAUAAUGUGACUUUUUACCUGAUGAUCACUCUGGGCUCAGUUUCAGUUCUGUUCAUCAUCAGCAUCAUCGUGCUGAUAGCAAUGCAGUGCUCCAAAUCCCCAGACUAUACUUCUAAAUAUCUCCAAGAGACUAAUUAUGAUGGGACCCUGUGUCACAGCAUCCAGUACAGAUCUGGAGACAAACGGUACAUGUUGGUUGGACCCAGGAUGAGCAUAGGAUCUACUAUAGUACCUGGAAGUCAUGCAAACACACUAGUGCUCCCUGACAGGAGGAGGACGUCUGAGGAGGUAAGGCUAUGUUUAUGUCCUUUUGGACAGUUUUGCAUAUAUUUUUCUCAGAUGUGUGGUUUCAGUUAUAUUCAUCACCGUGUUAUGAUUUUUCUUAGUUGGAUUUGAGUGGGCCAGUAGGAAACAUCAAUGUUUAAAAAGCCAACAGAAUGAAUUGGUUAAAGGUUAGCACACAUAUCACACAGAAUCCAGGUGCUGAUUAUACUGAGGCUGUGUCAUUUUAUGCAUAAGAGGUUUUGGCAAUGUUUGCAGUGUUUUGUGCUUUUGUCCUUUAUAUUGUCGGCGGGAAGUCUCAUGUGUGAGAAACACUGCAUAAUAUUUACAGAUGUAGUGAUGGCCAAUUACAUCAGGAGGAUCUGCAUAAUAAACUUCUUAAUGGAUUCAUGAACUAACUAAAAAGGAAUUGUAACUAUGGGAAAAUUAGUCAAUUUAGUUGUGAUGCAUAGAUAAAACUUUCCAAAUAUUUUAUAACCAUACAAAUCACAUUGGAAUAUUGAGCAAUACACUGGUUAUACCCUUAAAUUCAUAGCCUCCUUAAGACUGAUGCACAACUUGAGGCUCCUGUCACAUAGUUCACAGUCAUGCUUAGUAAGCAG
Messenger RNA from Fundulus heteroclitus (mummichog), 3223 nucleotides. Its product is annotated as protocadherin beta-15. The transcript has a single exon. The record is from RefSeq and is a predicted model, not a curated record. Gene Ontology annotation, molecular function: calcium ion binding. NCBI's taxonomy places the organism in Eukaryota, Metazoa, Chordata, Actinopteri, Cyprinodontiformes, Fundulidae. The coding region runs from base 234 to 2735 and encodes 833 amino acids. Gene Ontology annotation, biological process: homophilic cell-cell adhesion. Gene Ontology annotation, cellular component: plasma membrane.